CUGGGGUCCUUGGCUUCCCAAUGUGAGCCAGAUCCUGACUCUACCCACAGUGGGGCCGCCUAUGCUCGUGGGGUUUGAGGCCGCGUUUGGCCUUCUUUCUCUGCCCCCAUCUUCCUCAUACAGAAAGAUGGAGGGCGUGCCCCUCCCCCUUAUUUGUUUCCUCUGCACAUGCUCAGUGCGCUCGCUGGCCCCACAGCGUUCCCUGCUGGCUCGCGUCCAUGGCAACCUGCUUAGUAGCCGGAAAUCAGUUGGCUUGAAGCCCUUGGCACCAACGGUCAGAAGGGGCCCUGAGGCGGAGGUGGUGGUCAGGAGUUUGAGGCUGUGGGUGAUUCUUCGCCCUCCAUGGACUCCCCGGGGCCAGGAGCACCUGUGCCCAAGUACUGCAGUGUGGCCACCACUCUGCAGGCUCCCGGCUGGGACUGUGUUGCGCACCCCUGGGACCUCACCUUCACCUGCCCGUGUGCCCUCCCGGCACCCUGGCUCAGCAGGCACAGCCUCCUCACAAGAUGUGCAUCCUGUCACCCAUGUGUGCACAUUGCUGACCCAGCAUGGCAGCAGCCAGGCCGCCUGGCUAAAGCUGGAGAUACGGCUGAUCGGGUCCUGGCCAGGAGGGAACCAGAUGGCUUCUAUUACUGGGCUCAGAUAAAGGAUGCUCCAGAGCUGCAGCAGGGCACUCUGCUUGUGGAAUUUGAGGUUCCCCUUGUCACAGGCCCGAAGCUGCCAGCCCCGUGGCUGAGUGUGGUCUCAGAAGAAGACGUGAUUCUGCUCCCACCGUCUGUGGAAUGCACUCUGAGGACUGGAGACAAGGUGCUGGCACCGUGGGGGCCCAAGCAGCAGCGAUAUGGCCCCGGCACCGUUCUGCUGGGCUUGGAUACGACAGACACCCAGAGUGCAUCAAAGGAAGAAGUUGCUGUUCUCUUCUGGAAUGGCAUGACAGCUAAAGUGCCUGGAGGUGGGCUCAGACCAGUGUCCCCAGCUGUCUGGAAGAAGGCUGUGGAGCGGCUGCACCCCCGGCCCCUGCUCUGGACCCCCUGCUGCCCUCUGCUGGGGCCAGCCACCGGAUGCAGCGCCAGCGGGCUUCCUCUGGGCACACAGGCCCAUUGUCCUGCCAUCCCCCCUCACACCUGCUGCCAGCUGCUGUGCCAGGGUGGCCUCUGCUGCUCACCUCUGGGUGGCCCCACCUGGUGGCCUCUAACCGGACGCUCAGAGGCCACAGCCAGAGAACUUGCUGAGUCCGAGCUCAUGUCUGCCGCCCAGCUGUUGCCCCUGGGCAGUCCUAAAGAGAAGACAGCAGCAGUGCGGGUUUCAGUCGCAGCUUCUUCCUCCUCGUCCUCCUCUUCCUCCUCCUCCUCUACUGAAGAAGAGGAUUUGCAUGUGGAUCUGGAGAUGUCACUUCCCCAGACCAUGAUGGUUAACAGUGCAGUCAACACGGAGCCUGUCUUCCUCGAGAAGCCUAGGAAGCAGGCCGCCCUCUGCCAGCCCGAGUGGAGGUACUGGAGGAGACGUGGCCCUGAGCCACGGCCUGGGAAGCCAGGAGCAAGAUCUUGUAACAUCCAGCAGAGAGAGGACAAUAAACAGGAUAGAGUGCAAACUGUAGUGAUGGGGACUGCCAAGGAGCUGACCCGGAGACCCCUCCACGUGAAGCCACCACAGACCCUGCCAGAGGAAGCUGCACCCAGAAGGCCGAGUGUAUGAACACAUCACAGGGACAAGAACUCGCCCUAGCCAGCAAGCUCUG
Ochotona princeps (American pika) is the source of this 1738-nucleotide messenger RNA. It is a transcript of the gene C4H11orf16, whose product is annotated as chromosome 4 C11orf16 homolog. Lineage: Eukaryota; Metazoa; Chordata; Mammalia; Lagomorpha; Ochotonidae. The record is from RefSeq and is a predicted model, not a curated record. The coding region runs from base 343 to 1695 and encodes 450 amino acids. The transcript is spliced from 6 exons.